Messenger RNA from Oncorhynchus tshawytscha (Chinook salmon), 3677 nucleotides. Its product is annotated as glycerol kinase-like. Gene Ontology annotation, cellular component: mitochondrion. Gene Ontology annotation, biological process: glycerol metabolic process; triglyceride metabolic process; glycerol-3-phosphate biosynthetic process. NCBI's taxonomy places the organism in Eukaryota, Metazoa, Chordata, Actinopteri, Salmoniformes, Salmonidae. The record is from RefSeq and is a predicted model, not a curated record. The coding region runs from base 268 to 1959 and encodes 563 amino acids. The transcript has 20 exons. Gene Ontology annotation, molecular function: glycerol kinase activity.
UGCUAUCUGGAAUCCUUGGCACGUCCAUUGACGUUGAUAUUUAAAAUGGUCUCUGUAGGUAAGCGUUAUGGUUAGGUAAAAGGGUAGGGACGUCCCAAGGAUCCCAGAUAGCAACGUUUGGUGCUGCUGCGUCAUCAGAAGCAGUCUCACGCAUGCGUCUCUGUGAGCUUAAGCGGUCGAAGUGUCAGCAGCUAGGUACAGGCAGCGGCAAAAGAAAACCAGCUACAGUCCAGUGCUAGCCCCGACCACCGCAAGGACACAGGGCACAUGAACAGUAGAAUGGCUGCGUCUUCGAGCAGGGUAAUGCUGGGGCCACUCGUUGCUGCCAUUGACCAGGGUACGAGCUCGACGCGGUUCCUGGUGUUCAAUGCUAAAACAGCCGAGCUCCUCAGUCACCACCAGGUUGAGAUCAACCAGAGUUUUCCCAAGGAAGGGUGGGUGGAGGAGGAUCCCAAAGAGAUCCUGCAGUCUGUGUACGAGUGUAUGGAGAGAACCUGUGAGAAACUCACCCAGCUCAAUAUUGACAUCUCCAACAUCAAAGCCAUUGGAGUGACCAAUCAGAGAGAGACCACGUUGGUUUGGGACAAAGAGACAGGCGAGCCCCUCUACAAUGCUAUCGUGUGGCUGGACCUGCGGACCCAGUCGACCGUGGAGCGUCUGAUCAACAAGACACCUGGGAGAAACAAGAACCAUUUGAAGCACAAGACUGGUCUCCCAAUCAGUACGUACUUCAGUGCUGUGAAGCUUCGCUGGCUGAUGGAUAAUGUGGACGAGGUCGCUGAGGCAGUUCUGACACACAGAGCCAUGUUCGGCACCGUCGACUCCUGGCUCAUCUGGUGUCUGACAGGUGUCUUGGGGAAGAGUGGGGGAGUCCACUGCACAGACGUGACCAACGCCAGCAGGACCAUGCUGUUUAACAUCCACACCCUGGACUGGGACCCAGAGCUUUGCAAUUAUUUUGAUAUUCCAAUGGAGAUUCUCCCAAAAGUGAGGAGUUCCUCAGAAAUCUACGGCUUAAUGAAAUCGGGCUCUCUUAGUGGCAUACCCAUCUCAGGGUGUCUUGGGGACCAAUCGGCUGCUCUUGUUGGACAGAUGUGCUUUCAGGAAGGGCAGGCCAAAAACACAUAUGGAACUGGCUGCUUUCUACUCAGAAACACUGGAGCCAAGCCUGUCAUGUCGGACCAUGGCCUACUAACCACGGUGGCCUACAAACUAGGUCGAGACAAACCUGCCUGCUACGCGCUAGAGGGCUCAGUGGCCAUAGCGGGGGCUGUGGUUCGCUGGCUGAAGGACAACCUGGGGAUCAUUCAGACUUCCACAGAGCUGGAGAAACUGGCAGCUUCAGUGGGCACGUCGUACGGUUGUUACUUUGUCCCGGCGUUCUCUGGUCUGUACGCUCCCUACUGGGAGCCCAGUGCACGAGGGAUAAUCUGUGGUCUGACUCAGUUCACUAACAAGAGUCACCUGGCCUUCGCUGCAUUGGAAGCUGUCUGUUUCCAGACUCGAGAGAUCCUGGAUGCGAUGAACCAGGACAGUGGCAUCCCUCUGACCCAGCUCCAGGUGGACGGGGGCAUGACCUCCAACAGACUACUGAUGCAGCUGCAAGCUGAUAUACUCUGCAUCCCCGUUGUGAAGCCCUCCAUGCCUGAGACCACUGCCCUGGGGGCGGCCAUGGCUGCGGGGGCAGCAGAGGGGGUCAGUGUCUGGAGCCUGCGUCCUGAGGACCUCAGUGAGGUCACCUCUGAGAAGUUUGAGCCACAAAUCAACCCUGAAGAGAGUGAGUUUCGAUAUGCUCGCUGGAAGAAGGCCGUACAGAGAGCCAUGAACUGGGAAACCACUGAACCCAUCUCUAAUGGAAAUGGUGAAACUAGUAUCUUCAGUAGUGUCCCACUGGGCUUUUACAUUCUGGGUAGCAUGUUAAUGUUAAUUGGAGCAAAAUACAUCGCAGGCCACAAGUAGACUGGGCAGUGGAUCAGAAGGGGCGGGUCCAGGAAAGGACACAUCCUGCUAUUCUUCAGUUUUCCCGGACCACUCCCUCCCCGUACCUUUGGUUGAAUGGCCAAAACACAAACGUUCCAUGUCAGCGCUCCAAUCCAACCGUUACCUGGGAACCCAACUGUUGGCCUGGAGCCCAGUGGCUGAUGGGAACUGUAGUGUGGAAUGGACCCAGUAUGAAUAAAUCUGGUGUUUAGGAAUGAUGUUGCUCUACAUCCUAAUGGACAUUGCUCUUCUUGUGUGACUGAGUGAAAUGGGGGGUGUAGUGACUGUGGGGUGGUGAAUAUGGGAUGGGUUGUGUAUGCAAUAUCUAUCCAUGUCAUUUUUGGUUCCUUGUUUUUGGUCAACGAUCAGUUUGUCAAAGGAUAUUCACUAAUGUAGUGCUAUUCACGGAACACAAUUCUUCCUUCUUUAAUCCAAAAACACAAUCUGUCAAUUGUAACAUUGCCCUACUGUCACACAUUCCUCAUUUCACUGUUGUGCUUGAACGAGUUCUCCCAACGUUAUCUUGGGUUCUGAGCGAGUUCUCCCAACGUUAUCUUGGGUUCUGAGCGAGUUCUCCCAACGUUAUCUUGGGUUCUGAGCGAGUUCUCCCAACGUUAUCUUGGAAAGGUAGCCUGAUGUUGGAAAGGGCCUCACAAUGAACUGCAAUGUGGGUUUCUGGAGCACGUUAGAUUUUGUUCUGGGUUUGUCUAGUAUGUAAAUGGUCUGAGAGAUGAACCUUUUCUAACCCUGUUUGGUUGAACCCACUGCCUGGAGAGCAGAACUUGAAUCUCGUGGCCCUAAGAAAUGGUAAUGCAGGGUUAUUGUAAAGGACCAGUCUUUGUGGUUACUUUCAAGUUGCCAUUUUUAUAGACAGACUGGUUAAGGAUGUAGUUGCCCAUAUGCACUGAUUUGGGGGUGGUUAGUGUUCCCCUCUUAUGGAGGACUGGGGUAAGCUGAUCCUAGAUCUGUGCUCUGGGGCAACUUCACUUCUAAGUGAGAGUUUGUCCCAUUAUGGUACACUGUUCUCUAUGUAGAGUAUAACCUUUGACUGGGACGCAGCCUGAGUAAGGGACCCAUUGUAUAUGAUUUAAUGUACCAAAAAGAAAUGUCUCUAUGGCAACUGAAUACUACUGUAAAUUUGGCCAAUGGAUGCCUCGUCCAGAGUAAGCAUUUUAAACACAGUAAGUAAAAUAGAUAUGAAAGGUUUCAGGUUGGAAGACACACUUUAAAGGCUGGAUUCAAUCCAUGUCUUGGAAGAUCUGCAUUACAGCUGGUUGAGAUUUUAAAGGCGAUGUUUGGAGACUGUUCACGGUAUACGAUGACUCAAUCGCUAAUUGCCUUGAUAUGGAUUGAAUCCAGCAAGGCAGCACAAUUCUUGCUUCUGCCUAGUCUGACUACUGAUUUGAGUCUAAAUAUUAAAAGGAAGUCAAAUGGAGACCAGUAGUGUUCUUAAAGGAACUUUCAAGCCACUCGAGGGUUUCUAUUGUCAUCAGGUAUGAUUAUGCAUCUAGCUGACCCUGUACUGUGGACAUGUAUAUUUCUCAUGUGGUGUUUGAGAUGAACAACCAGUUGUCCAAAUGUCAGCCUGUACAGAUCUGCAUAUCAGGGUGAGGAAAAUGACAUUCAACUUCUAAUACAGCUGAUGAUUUUGAAAUUAACAUUUGAAUGAAAAGGAAAUAAAAUUGUUUAUUUUAGUA